CCGCUGCUCUGUGUCCAGGUACCCGCACCCGACUCGGUGUUGCCGCAAAUAUUAUAUUCUUAAGCGAGGACGAAAAAUAACCGUAUUGAACGGCAUAGAAUCAGGUAUUCACAGUAAAUACAAAGAAACACUAUACAAUCAAUGAAAAACAGCACACAAGACGGACAAACAACCGAUGUGCAUAAAACAACAAUCUGCGCUAAUAAAAAAGAAUAUAAAAGCAGAGAAUAUAAUAAGUAAAUAAACUAUAAUAUCAAGAACAUGAGAUGGAGUCCUUGAAAUUGAGUCCAUAGGCUCUGGGAACAACUCAGUACCGAGAUGGAAGGGCAGCGGUAUGCUGAGGACCAGUUGCUUUACCAGGCUCGGAAUGGAGACUUGACUGGAAUCAGACAGUUACUGGAAGAAUGCAAAGAUGGAAAGGUGACUCUCAAUAUCAACUGUAAAGGUCAGAGCAAGUCUAACUUUGGCUGGGCACCACUGCACUUGGCCUGUUAUUUUGGGCAUAAAGACGUGGUGGAGGAAUUAUUAAAGGCUGGUGCAGAUGUGAACGUGGUGAAUGACGUUGGGGACACACCUCUUCACCGGGCAUCCUUCACUGGCAGGAAGGAGCUGGUUCUGCUGCUGUUACAGCACAGUGCCGACACUGGAGUUAUCAAUGGGGAUGGUGAGACAGCCAGAGGUGUGACCCAGGAUGCAGACAUCCGAUGCAUGUUGGAAGCCGCUGAAGUGACACAGCAGAGGAAGCUGGAAGAGCUGUUACUGAUGGCGGCGCGCGAGGGUGACGCCGCGGGAAUAACUGCACUGCUGAAUAGGCCCAACCCCCCAGCCGUCAACUGCACGGACAGGCUGGGUAACACACCGUUACACUGUGCAGCUUAUCGGGGACAGAAGCAGUGUACCAUCAGACUCCUCAAGUGUGGAGCGGACGCCAGCAUCAAGAACAAUAACAAUCAAUUACCUUAUGACCUGGCUUGUGGCACAGAGAUCAGACAAAUACUCGGUGGCAAAUCAUACAAGGGAAUGCAUAAAAUGGUGCAGAGAUUUGAAGGACCACUUUUUAAGCGUUCCAGGUUCUUCGGAUGGAACUUGUUCUGGGUUGUCUUGGAACAUGGAGUGUUGAGCUGGUUUCACAGCCAGUCAGAAGCAAAGACUGACUUGUACCGGCUUGGCUGCAAGAACCUGACACAGGCUGUUUGUAUGGUUAAAGGGACAGAGCAGAGGGUCUUUUCAGUCAAGUUCUUUGAUGACAGCGUUCACAUCUUCAAAACAAAUCUGAAGAGCUCACCAUCUCUUACAAGCCAAGUGUGGCGCCAUGCAAUUGAGGAACAUUCAGCCUACAGCACUCACUACUGCUCCCAGGAUCAGUUCAGUGACUAUGACGAGGACGAAGAUUCGCCCUUGACCGAGUCCCUGCAGGAAUCGCUGAAGACGGUGCAGAGCUGCCAUCAGAAGGUGGAGAAGGAGGUUUCCAACUUGCUCUCCCUGGUUGGUGGUCCGGAGUUUAUAAAAGGACUGCCUCCUCGAGUUACGCAGAAGUUGAAGGACGUCUCCGAAUCCUCGAGAAUUGCGAGCGAGGCCCUAUCUAACUGUAUUGUGCUCAUCGAAAAGCAAGAAGUGGUGCGGAAUCUGAGAUUAGAGCAGGAACAAGAGAAAAACAAGAUCCUUUCCGAGGCCCUGCAGACCCUGGCCUGUGAACAUCAUGAACUGGAGCAGUCUGUGGUCAAAGGGUCACCGCCACACAGUGUACUGAGUGACGAUGAGUUCUAUGAUGCUGUUUCAGAUUCUGACUCUGCAGACUCUUUGAGUGGAUUUGAAACGGUAGCAAGUCAGUCAGCUGACGAAGAACCUUUGAACUGUACCAACACCGAAAGGUCAAAUAUGUCGGAGCAGGAGAAUCGUGGAACCAAACCAGUUCCGGCCAAUGGCAUCACAAAAUACAGGACAAGUUUGCCAGCCCCAAUGUUUUCCAGAGACGAUUUUAGUAUUUGGAGUAUUCUGCGUAAAUGCAUUGGAAUGGAGCUGUCCAAGAUUGCCAUGCCUGUUAUAUUUAAUGAGCCACUUAGCUUCCUCCAACGACUCACAGAAUACAUGGAGCACACAUAUCUCAUCCACGAAGCAGUCAAUUCCCAAACUUCAUUAGAAAGAAUGCAGUGUGUGGCAGCCUUCGCCGUUUCAGCUGUGGCCUCUCAGUGGGAGAGAACGGGGAAGCCAUUUAACCCUCUCCUCGGCGAGACGUAUGAACUUGUCAGGCCGGAUCUGGGAUUCAAGUUAAUAUCAGAACAAGUUAGUCACCAUCCUCCAAUCAGUGCCUUCUAUGCCGAAGGACUCCAUCAGAACUUUGCUUUCCAUGGAUCUAUAUAUCCUAAACUGAAAUUCUGGGGGAAGAGUGUGGAAGCUGAGCCGAAAGGAAUUAUCACAUUAGAACUGAACAAACACAACGAAGCGUACACUUGGUCAAAUCCAACCUGCUGUGUGCAUAAUAUUAUAGUUGGCCGUCUCUGGAUUGAACAGUAUGGAAACGUUGAGAUAAUUAAUCACAAGUCGGGGGAGAAGUGCAUUCUGAACUUUAAGCCCUGUGGGCUCUUUGGCAAAGAACUGCAUAAGGUAGAAGGCUACAUUCAAGACAAAAGCAAGAGGAAGCUCUGUGCAAUCUAUGGGAAGUGGACUGAGUGCCUGUGGUGUGUUGAUGCCAAUACUUUUGAUUCCCACAAAAAAAACGAUAAGAAAAAUUCAGAAGAGAAGAAGUCGAGCAAAUCGUCAGUAGCUUCGGAGAGAUCAGAACCCGAUGACAUGCCACUGCCAGAUACCUUGGAAAGUGUACAGGUUAUACCAGGAAGCAGGCUGCUCUGGAAAAUAUCACCAAGGCCACCAAAUUCUGAAAAGAUGUAUAAUUUCACCAACUUUGCAAUGUCAUUAAAUGAACUGGAUAAAGAAAUGGAGAAUGUCAUUGCCCCUACUGACUGCCGUCUGCGACCUGACAUUAAAGCAAUGGAAAAUGGAGAUAUAGAUUUAGCCAGUGAAGAGAAGAAGAGAUUGGAAGAAAAGCAAAGAGCUGCUCGCAAACACCGAGCCAAGACAGACACUGAAUGGAAAAUCAAGUGGUUCCAUCAAGGGACCAAUCCUUAUGUUGGAGCAUCAGACUGGCUGUACUCAGGAGGGUACUGGGACAGGAAUUAUUCACAGUGCUGUGACAUUUAUUAACACAGCAGAUUGAUUUUGUCAGUAUCUCUUACUGCUGCAAGCAAGUUUCAGGGCAGAAAAUUUUAAAUCAGUAAACCUCAACCAAUGCAAAUUUAUUUGUUUUAUUUCUUACAAUACAAAUGUUCUUUGAGAGUUUUUAAGUACUGCCAAGUAUGUACAAUAGCAGUCUCUUACUGAGAACAUCACAUUGACAAACUUGUACUUGUUACUGUCUUCUCCAGCUGUUGAAUGAUUAUUGAAACCUAUACAUGCCUUGGCAUAAAACUCUUGAGCUACCUCUGGCAGGUUUCACGUAAGGCAAUAUGGGAGCAUAACUGGCCUGUGGACUUUAAAGACAUUAUUAUAUGGUAACUUUACUGUUUUUACUUAAUCACGCUAGUUUGACUUAAUCAUUCUAAAGUUACAGUAGUUCAAAUGAUGCAAGUUGGACUGAAUAUUGCUCUUGUUCAGAUCUGUUCUGGAGAUGGAUGAAAACUAAUUAUAGAAUAGCAACCUCUAUUGAACUGUUUUGUAAACAGUAUAUUUUCCCAUUUAGAUUGCAUAAAUCACCCAUUAUUUGAAAUAUUUCAGUGGAUUUAGUAACCUGAACCCUUGUUCAGUCCUUCACUCAUGAACCUUUCACUCCAGAAGUGUUUGUGUGGAAGUGGAAAGGUAUUUUUACCUUUGUGCAAUGUGCUCCAGCUUACUAUUGAGUCAUAACAUUUCAUUUCCAUGGUUUUUGUUUAUUUAAUAUUUGUUUUGAAUAUAACGACAUGUAGUGUUUUAUUCGGAAGUUUCAAAGCUAUAGCAAGCCUUGCAACCCCAGUUUGAAAAGCUGUGUUGCUAAAUGUGUAAACAGAAUUCUGUAAUUAUUUGUACAGUACAUCAGAACUUGUGUUCCUGAAAUCUUCAACAAAACUGUUAAAACUGCAAUAUUUAUAGUUAAAUUAUGACUAGUUUUGUGCACUGUUAAUGGAUUGGACAAAACACUUCCCCUGUACAAAAAAAUCUAUUCUGUGGAUUUGCAAUUGAUCUGGCCUUCAUAAAUUGAUUGCAAAAUACUACAAUUAUUGGCACUGACAAUGGGUGUGCUUUUCGGUUGCACAUUAUCAUGUUUGUACAAAAAUAAGUAGAAUUCAUUGUUAAACUUUCUGCACAUUUCACAUACAUGAUGCAUUGCAGUUGAUGACACUGAAUUUAAUUAAACUCCUGACUGGAUUGUUCACAUACUUGCUUUUUUUCCUAUAUUUUCAUCUCUGAAGAAUGCAAGAUAGAUUUGGGAUCCUAUGUCUACUGUUACCAUUUUCACUAGUGGUGUAUUAGAUUGAAUUUGAAGAAAACAUAUUUCUAGGUAUAUGUCAGAUCUACUGGAAGGGUAACACUGUUGGAUUUUAACAACUGUUUUGUCACUUAAUGUAAUUGUAUAAAAUGUUAUUGCUGCUAAAUAAAGGCUUUACAAAAACUCGAUAUUUACAUUU
Messenger RNA from Mobula hypostoma (lesser devil ray), 4658 nucleotides. It is a transcript of the gene osbpl1a, whose product is annotated as oxysterol binding protein-like 1A. Lineage: Eukaryota; Metazoa; Chordata; Chondrichthyes; Myliobatiformes; Myliobatidae. Gene Ontology annotation, cellular component: perinuclear endoplasmic reticulum; intracellular membrane-bounded organelle; plasma membrane. The transcript is spliced from 29 exons. Bases 319 to 3201 code for a protein of 960 amino acids. Gene Ontology annotation, molecular function: cholesterol binding; protein binding. The record is from RefSeq and is a predicted model, not a curated record.